Myxocyprinus asiaticus (Chinese sucker) is the source of this 4300-nucleotide messenger RNA. RefSeq names its product tyrosine-protein kinase receptor Tie-1-like. The coding region runs from base 129 to 3533 and encodes 1134 amino acids. The transcript is spliced from 23 exons. Gene Ontology annotation, biological process: cell surface receptor protein tyrosine kinase signaling pathway; positive regulation of kinase activity; multicellular organism development. Gene Ontology annotation, molecular function: transmembrane receptor protein tyrosine kinase activity; protein binding; ATP binding. NCBI's taxonomy places the organism in Eukaryota, Metazoa, Chordata, Actinopteri, Cypriniformes, Catostomidae. Gene Ontology annotation, cellular component: signaling receptor complex. The record is from RefSeq and is a predicted model, not a curated record.
UUAGUGCUUGUAUAUUCCCUGUGAUUGUGGAAAUGUGCAAUUACACACGGCAACGUCCAGCCAGAGAACUGGAAGAACCCUCUGGAAUGUAUUAAUUUCUGACGAAUCCUUUAUUUGGAUUAAUUCUAAUGGAUUAUAUGAGAGUAAACAUAAAAAUUAAUGUCAUGCUGUUUUUAAUCUGUCUCAUGUGUCUCAUCGAUAUAUCUGAUGCAGUUAUGGAUCUCACCAUGACUUCUAACGGGGCUGUCCCUGCUCAUAAUUUCCGCCUCACCUGCAUUUCUGGAGAGCGUGAAACCGAUGGCAUUCAGCUGAGCAUCAAGAAGGACAACAGCAUUGUCCGUCGUGUAGAUCCACCUCACUUCACUGUGCAGAGGCCACAGGCUAAAGAAGUGGUGGCUUCUGGAUUUAAGGGCUUUGAUCACAGUGGGAUUUUCUACUGUCACUCAAAAAGGGGCACAGACCAACUUGGUGAUGUUACACUCAUCAACAAUUUCAGCGAAGCUCACUUUAGACCAUUGAGGGUCUCUCUGACGGCUAGUAAAGGAGACACAGUGCAUCUAACCAUGGACAUCCUUGGGACAGAAAGAAGAGACAUUGCAUGGAAAUUUAAUGGUAACUAUUAUUACAUGACACCUAUUGCUGAUGUUCAGAACAGCACAGCAGUCCUGGAUCUGGAGAAAGUUGAUGAAAACCAUGCAGGGAUUUACAGUGCCAGCUAUGUUGGAGAUAGUGCUCUCUAUAGUGCCUUGAUGCGUCUCAUCAUUCGUGAAUGCCCAAAGAACAAAUGGGGCUCAGACUGUGACAAGGACUGUCCUGAGUGCUUGAAUGGAGGCGUAUGCCAUGAUAAACAUGGAGACUGUGUCUGCCCUCCAGGUUUCAUGGGAAUGCACUGUGAGACAGCCUGCCGUGAAGGAAUGUUUGGCCGAAACUGCCAGGAAUCCUGUAAUUCAGAAAGUGGUUGCCAGGGCUUGAGUUUCUGUCUCACGGAUCCUUACGGAUGUUCCUGUGCCAACGGUUGGCAUGGAGAUAACUGUUGUAAACCCUGCCCUGAUGGAUUUUACGGGGCAGAUUGUCUUCUAAGUUGCAACUGCAAGAACAAAGGGAAAUGCAAUCGCUUCAGUGGCUGCCAAUGUCCUACAGGCUGGAGAGGCCAGUAUUGUGAGAAAUCAGAUCGUGCACCAGAGAUUUUGGACAUGGCCAGUAACGUGGAGGGGAACCUGAACUCUAGCCAUAAGAUCACAUGUUCUGCCACAGGUCACCCUCUGCCCAGCCACAUGAGCAUUGAGCUACGCAAGCUGGAAAGCAUUGUGCUUAAGGCAUCCCACACUACAUUGGACUCAAAGAAAAGCACUGCUCAGUUUGAGAUCCCACGUCUCACUGCCGAGCAUAAUGGGGUGUGGGAAUGUCGAGUCUCCACCAAUGGUGGGCAGGACUCUCGCAAGUUUACUUUAACUGUGAGAGAGCCACCUUACCCAACCACUACUCCUAAACUGCUGACGAGGAGUAGCAAACAACUGGUUGUAAAGCCAAUGGACACCUAUGCGGGUGAUGGUCCCAUUAGUUCCACUAAGAUGCUUUACAAGCCAAUGGAUACAGGAGACUCCUGGUCCUCCAUUAUAGUGUACAGCACAGAUCCCAUCACAUUGAUGAACCUAAAGCCAUCAACCAGAUACCAUGUCCGUGUACAGCUCACUCGACCAGGGGAUGGAGGAGAGGGUCCUUUGGGUCCAGAGACAAUCAUGGAGACUGAUUGUCCAGAGCCCACUGCCUGGCCGGAGAUUGAUUCCAGCUCAGUGGAGGGGCGUAACGCCACCAUCAGGUGGUCUCUGAUUGGCAGGUCCCGCAAGGCCACUGGCUUUUUAGUGCAGCUCUACGACCCACAUGGAGAAAAACUAUGGGAAGAAACCACCUUGCUUAAUGUGCUCUCCACCAAACUCUACAACCUGGAGUACCACAGGGACUACCAAGUGGUCGUCCUGCUGGUAAACUGCGCCAGCCAUGGGCCCCCUUCAAAGCCCCACCGUAUCCACAUCUAUAAGCAGGGCCCUUCUUCUCCACGUAACGUUCAGGCUGAUGCUGUGUCCAUCAGUGCGGUCAGGCUUCGUUGGCAGCCCCCUGAAGACCCCAAUGGAGGCAUUGUCAAAUACAGCAUUGAAUACCAGCCAGUGGGCCAGGGCAGCCUGCACACUUGGGUGGACACAGAUGAUGGCAACAAAACAACAAAGGAUGUGACAUCUCUCAAUGGAAGCACCUUGUACCAGUUCAGGGUGAGAGCCUUCUCCAAGGUGCCAGGGGAGUGGAGCAAGUUUGUACAAGCCAGGACCCCAGGAGGUGGAUUUUCCAGCUUUAUUCCCACCACUCAGCAAGUUGGGAGGCCGAUGGCUGAGGACCAUCAGUUACUUUGGGCUGUGGUUGGGUCAGUGGCUGUGACCUGUGUGACCAUUCUUCUGGCCCUUCUUGCUCUUUUCUACAUCCGUAAAUCCGUACUUAAACGGAGAAGGAAGUUCACCUAUCAGUCGGGAUCGGGAGAAGAAACUAUAUUACAGUUCAACUCGGGAACUCUCACACUGACCCGACGGCCAAAGCCCUCCCCGGAGCCCCUCACCUAUCCCAUACUGGAGUGGGAAGACAUUAAGUUUGAGGAUGUAAUUGGAGAAGGGAACUUUGGUCAGGUCAUCAAAGCCAUGGUCAAAAAAGAUGGCACAAAAAUUAGUGCUGCGAUUAAGAUGCUCAAGGAGUUUGCCUCAGAGAAUGACCAUCGGGACUUUGCGGGUGAAUUAGAGGUGCUCUGUAAAUUGGGACAGCAUCCCAACAUAAUAAAUCUCAUCGGAGCUUGUGAGAACAGAGGUUACCUAUACAUUGCCAUUGAGUAUGCACCUUAUGGAAAUCUCCUGGAUUUCCUCAGAAAGAGUCGUGUGCUGGAGACCGAUCCUGCCUUUGCCAAGGAGCAUGGAACUGCGUCCACACUCACCUCCCAGCAGCUCUUGCAAUUUGCUGCUGAUGUAGCAACUGGCAUGCAUUACCUUAGUGACAAACAGUUCAUCCACAGAGAUUUGGCAGCCAGAAAUGUACUUGUUGGAGAGAACCUAGUCGCAAAAAUUGCUGAUUUUGGGCUCUCACGUGGAGAGGAGGUGUAUGUCAAAAAGACCAUGGGAAGGCUGCCUGUGCGAUGGAUGGCCAUCGAGUCACUAAACUAUAGUGUUUACACCACAAAGAGUGAUGUAUGGUCUUUUGGAGUGCUUCUGUGGGAAAUUGUGAGUUUAGGUGGAACCCCAUACUGUGGGAUGACCUGUGCUGAGCUCUACGAGAAACUUCCUCAGGGCUACAGAAUGGAGCAGCCCAGGAACUGUGAUGAUGAAGUGUAUGAACUGAUGAGACAGUGCUGGCGAGACAGACCCUAUGAGCGACCACCAUUUUCACAAAUAUCUGUCCAGCUCAAUAGGAUGCAAGAGGCUCGGAAGGCCUAUGUCAACAUGGCCCUCUUUGAGAACUUCACUUAUGCUGGAAUAGAUGCUACAGCUGAAGAGGCCUGACUACCAGCCCCCCCAGACCUAAGCAGGGUUCAUAGCCUGAGGGAGGCUCAUCACAGUAGGGCUUUGCGCUACUGUCACUCCCCUGUGGCCAGGUUCCAUUGUUCAAAGAGACACUCCACCAAGACCACAUGGCUAUAAAGAACGGACUGUGAAAGGACACUGGGGCUGUGACUCUUUGGCUAGAUUCUGGAAGUAUAUCUCAGGACCUGUAGACACAUUUUGACCUUGAAUUGCACAAAAGCAAAUGGAACCUACAAUAUGAGCUAAAUCUGUAGCAGGCUGGGUCUGUGGGGAUCUGGACCGUGUAUUGAACGCUUUUUACAUCUUUUUUGGGGGGAGAAUGAUAAAUGGACAUCAAAAGCAGUUCAUUCCAUGGACAAAUGUGCCAGUAUCAUUUAAUGUAGCACUUGACAAAAGUACAUGCAGGGUCCAAAAUUAACAGCUGGUAAGUACCAAAUGCAAGUAAAAAUGACUUUGGCGAGUAAAUAAACUCACCACUGGCCAGAACUGCAAUAUGUGGUUUGCAAUGAAUUGUUAGAAUGGUAGUCUAACAUUUGUAAGUGGCGCAAGUGAUUCAAAUCAAAGACAUACCAUUUGCUAAAGAAAACAUCUCUCGCAACUCACACAUCUUAUGACAACUAUUACCUCAGUGGAAGUUUUACCAUCAAAAGGUUAUCUAGGAUAAGUUUUCUUUUUCUCCUGAAAUUUUGAGACAAAAAUAUGCAGAAUAUUCUCGCAUGAAGCCACACUACAAAAAAAAAAAAUUG